AUGUCAGAGGAAGACCUGUCCAUUUCGGAGAACCAGAUCCCUGUGGCUGCACAGGACCCUGCGGCGACAGAGGACGUUUCUUCCUCUUCCUCCUCCACGUCCUCCUCCUCCUCCUCCGCCAUGUCCUCAUCCGCCUCCUUAUCUUCCUCUUGCUUUCCUCACCUCUCAAGCAGUGAAGAAGAGGUUUCUACCAUUUCAGCAACCCUGAGUCCCCUCCGGGGCCCUGAGCGUGCCUGCCGCUUCCCCACUGUCUCUGUCUCCGUGCCAUCGACACAAUCCGAUGGUGGCUCCGGCAGCACAGUGGAGGCGGGUCUGGGCACUUCACAGGUCCUCAGUUCCUUUCCCAGUAUUGUGAUUUAUGACAACGCACCUCAGUUGGUGGCCUUCCUGCUCCUCAAGUACCACACCAUGGAGCGGACCACCACUAGGGUAGAGAUGCCGGAGGUGCUGGGCCUGGAUCACCAGGACCAGUUCCCUGUGAUCUUCAGUUGCAUCUCCGAGUGCUUGCAGCUGGCCUUUGGCAUCGACGUGAAGGAAGUGGAUCCCAGCGACCACUCCUACAUCCUGGUCACAGCCCCGGGCCUCACGUACAGCGGGCAGCUGAGCUAUGAGCACAGCCUGCCCAAGAGCAGCCUCCUGCUGUUUCUCCUGACCAUAAUCUACAUGGAGGGUGACUGGGCCCCUGAGGAAAAAGUGUGGGGGAUGCUGGGUGUCAUGGUGAUGUGUCCCGGGAGGGAGCAUGUCAUCUUCGGGGACCCCAGGGAGCUCAUCACUCGGGUCUGGGUGCAGGAGCAGUACCUGGAGUACCAGCAGGUGCCCGACAGCGAUCCCACUCACUUCCACCUGCUCUGGGGCCGCAGGGCUCACAUGGAAACCGACAUGGACAAAGUCCUGGAGUUUAUGGCCAAGGUCAAAGAUAGCACCGCUAAUGCCUGUCUUCCCUGGUAUGAGGAGGAUCCCGUGGCCGACCUUCUGACCGAGUUCGUUUAUCAGUGGCAAGACGUCUGCCAGGAAGCACACAGAAGGAUCCCGGGGGAGCAGCCCAGCUUCACCCGCCUUCCCCAAACAGGGCGUUCCUCCCCCCUGCGGAACUGCUGGGCUGUCCCAUCCCACUGCCCACACAGCCACAUCCACAGCCACGUCGAAGUUGACAGUGGGCAGCAAUGUUCAGACAUCUGGUCGUACCCCUCGGUGUCUUCAACAAUCUCUGCUUUCGGAAUGAGCUGA
Molecule: messenger RNA, 1227 nt
Organism: Manis pentadactyla (Chinese pangolin)
Lineage: Eukaryota; Metazoa; Chordata; Mammalia; Pholidota; Manidae
Product: melanoma-associated antigen 10-like
Exons: 3
Coding region: 1-1227 (408 amino acids)
Biological process (GO): negative regulation of transcription by RNA polymerase II
Cellular component (GO): nucleus
Source: RefSeq, a predicted model, not a curated record